Messenger RNA from Drosophila willistoni, 457 nucleotides. RefSeq lists its product as uncharacterized. The record is from RefSeq and is a predicted model, not a curated record. NCBI's taxonomy places the organism in Eukaryota, Metazoa, Arthropoda, Insecta, Diptera, Drosophilidae. The coding region runs from base 110 to 424 and encodes 104 amino acids. The transcript has 2 exons.
AAUCUGAAAACGUAAUGCUGUCAAAACCUUUUUAUUAUUUCUGACAUUCGUUUUAAUCGAAAAUAAUUUUGCUCAUAUCGGAACCACAUUUUUUCGUAAUUUUACUAUAAUGUUGAGACCAAAGAAUUCAGAGAACCAAGGGGAAAAAUCGAAGAUUGGUGACGUUUGGGCAUCCAUGGAGGCACGACCUCUGUCAUCUUCUGCUCCCGUUGAUGAGACUGAUAUUCGAUUGCUGAAGGCCUUCGGGGAACAACAUUCGCCACUCUCCGUAAAUGCAACUCGUGAUAUGGAAAUAAUAGGCUCCAACACUAUUUGCAGGAAAUGCUUGCUUUUCACUAAUGUGUGCUACACUUUGGGACAUCAUUUGAAGGAGUGCAAUAAGGAAAUCGUCAAAGAGACCUUCCCAUCUGGUGGAAAUAUGUAGAUGAUAGAUAAAUAAACUAGAAUUACAGCACAA